GGCCCGUGUCAGGCUGGGCGGCUGGAGCGGCUAAUAGGAAACCCCGACCCGAGGCGCCGAGACCAGGAGGGAGGGCAGAGGGGGUCAGAGGCCGGGCCUUCCCGGCCCCUUGCGCCCGGAGGUCAGGGAGAUAAGGAACAAUGACUCUCGCCCCCAGAAGGAGGAAGGAAGCCCCGCUCCCACCUUAUCUCUGCUCCUCCGCAAGCUCCCAGUUCCCAGAGCUUGUUCUCCAGGGAAGAUUCUGAAGGCGACUUUUGUGCUGACGGCCAACCAUCACCAUCUGAGGAAGGUGAAUUUGGCAAAUGACAUGCAGAUUCUCCAAGACAGAAUAAUUGCAGAAAAUCUUCAAAGAUAGAAUCCACAAGUGAAAGACCGAUGGACCCCAUCUGCAGAUGUCCUGAAUACCUCUGAGUAUAGCAAUUGAUUAUUCAACCAGGAUACCUAAUUCAAGAGCUGCAGGAACCAGGAGACAGACAUUUUGUCAGUUUUGCGACAUUGGACCAAGCACAAUGAAGUAUUCUUGCUGUGCUCUGGUUUUGGCUGUGCUGGGCACACAGCUGCUGGGGAGCCUCGGUUCAACCAUCAGAUCCCCGAGGUUCAGAGGCCGGAUACAGCAGGAACGAAAAAACAUCCGACCCAACAUCAUUCUUGUGCUCACCGAUGAUCAGGACGUGGAGCUGGGGUCCCUGCAAGUCAUGAACAAAACCAGAAAGAUUAUGGAGCGUGAGGGGGCCACCUUCACCAACGCCUUCGUGACGACGCCCAUGUGCUGCCCCUCCCGCUCCUCCAUGCUCACGGGCAAGUACGUGCACAACCACAACGUCUACACCAACAACGAGAACUGCUCUUCCCCCUCCUGGCAGGCAGUGCACGAGCCGCGGACGUUUGCCGUCUAUCUGAACAGCACCGGCUACAGAACAGCCUUUUUUGGAAAAUACCUCAAUGAAUAUAAUGGCAGCUACAUCCCUCCUGGGUGGCGAGAAUGGCUUGGAUUAAUCAAGAAUUCUCGUUUCUAUAAUUACACUGUUUGUCGCAAUGGCAUCAAAGAAAAGCAUGGAUUUGAUUAUGCGAAGGACUACUUCACAGACUUAAUCACUAACGAGAGCAUUAAUUACUUCAAAAUGUCUAAGAGAAUGUAUCCCCAUAGGCCCGUUAUGAUGGUGAUCAGCCACGCGGCACCCCACGGCCCCGAGGACUCAGCCCCACAGUUUUCCAAACUGUACCCCAAUGCUUCCCAACACAUAACUCCUAGUUAUAACUAUGCACCAAAUAUGGACAAACACUGGAUAAUGCAGUACACGGGACCCAUGCUGCCCAUCCACAUGGAAUUUACAAACGUUCUACAUCGCAAACGGCUUCAGACUUUGAUGUCAGUGGACGAUUCUGUGGAAAGGCUGUACAAUAUGCUUGUGGAAACGGGGGAGCUGGAGAAUACUUACAUCAUCUACACUGCCGACCACGGUUACCAUAUCGGGCAGUUUGGACUGGUCAAGGGGAAAUCCAUGCCAUAUGACUUUGAUAUCCGUGUGCCUUUCUUUAUUCGUGGUCCAAGUGUAGAACCAGGAUCGAUAGUCCCACAGAUUGUUCUAAACAUUGACCUGGCCCCUACCAUCCUGGACAUUGCUGGGCUCGACGCACCUCCUGACAUAGACGGCAAGUCUGUCCUCAAACUCCUGGACCAGGAAAAGCCAGGUAACAGGUUUCGAACAAACAAGAAGGCCAAAAUUUGGCGUGAUACAUUCCUCGUGGAAAGAGGGAAAUUUCUACGUAAGAAGGAAGAAUCCAACAAGAAUAUCCAACAGUCAAAUCAUUUGCCCAAAUAUGAGAGGGUCAAAGAACUGUGCCAGCAGGCCAGGUACCAGACAGCCUGUGAACAACCUGGGCAGAAGUGGCGGUGUGUCGAGGACGCGUCUGGCAAGCUUCGGAUUCACAAGUGCAAGGGGUCUGGUGACCUGCUUGCUGUCCGGCACAGCACGAGGCCCCUCUUCUCUCGCAGCUUCCACGACAAGGACAAAGAGUGCAAUUGUGGAGAUGCCGGUUAUCAGGCCAGCAGAAACCAGAGAAAGAGUCAGAGGCAGUACCUGAGGAACCAGGGGACCCCGAAGUACAAGCCCAGAUUUGUCCAUACCCGGCAGACACGCUCCUUGUCAGUCGAAUUUGAAGGCGAAAUAUAUGACAUAAACCUGGAAGAAGAAGAACUGCAAGUCCUGCGACCGCGAAACAUUGCCAAGCGUCAUGAUGAAGGUCGCCAGGGGCCCAGAGGCCGCCAGGCCAGCAGCGGCGGUGAUGGGGACGCGAUGCUGGCCGAGAGCGGCAAUGCCGUGGGCCUGCCCGCCACUGUCCGAGUGACGCACAAAUGCUUUAUUCUUCCAAAUGAUACAAUCCAUUGUGAGAGAGAACUUUAUCAAUCAGCCAGAGCCUGGAAGGACCACAAGGCAUACAUUGAUAAAGAGAUUGAGGCUUUGCAAGAUAAAAUUAAGAAUUUAAGAGAAGUGAGAGGACAUCUAAAGAGAAGGAAACCUGAGGAGUGUGGCUGCAAUAAACAGAGCUAUUACAACAAAGAGAAAGGUGUGAAAAAGCAAGAGAAAUUAAAGAGCCACCUUCACCCAUUCAAAGAAGCCGCUCAAGAAGUAGACAGCAAACUGCAGCUUUUCAAGGAGAACCGCAGGAGGAAGAAAGAGAGGAAGGAGAAGAAGCGGCAGCGGAAGGGUGAAGAGUGCAGCCUUCCUGGCCUCACCUGCUUCACGCAUGACAACAAUCACUGGCAGACAGCGCCGUUCUGGAACCUGGGCUCUUUCUGUGCUUGCACGAGUUCUAACAACAACACCUACUGGUGUUUGCGGACAGUUAAUGAGACGCAUAAUUUUCUUUUCUGUGAGUUCGCCACUGGCUUUUUGGAGUUUUUUGAUAUGAAUACUGAUCCUUAUCAGGAAAUAAAGAUGGAGGAAGCUAUGACCUGCACAGAGGACAGUUAUGGGACGGAUGGGAAGGUUAGUCAGCCCAGUCUCACUGCAGACGUCAACUGGCAAGGCCUGGAGGAUCUAUACCGUGUGAAUGGAAGCAUCUACGAGGACAGACCAAACUAUAGACUUAGUCUGGUUGACUGGACUAAUUACUUGAAGGCUGCAGAUAGAGUAUUUGCACUGUUGAACAGUCACCAUGAGCAAAAUAAAGCAAAUAAGACUAAAAGUGCUCAAAGUGAUGGGUUCCUGGCUAUGUCUGCUGAGCUCUCGGCACCAGCAGAGUCAGAUGAAGACCCGAGGCGUAGGGUUUGGGAAGCACCUCCUUUGACCUUGCCGGCUGACCUUCCCACCCUGCAUUCCAACCGACCAACAUUCAGUCCAGAGAGUAAACUUGAAUGGAAUAACGACAUGCCCGAAGUUAAUCGUUUGAAUUCUGAACACUGGAGAAAUCAUAAAACUGAGAAGUGGAUGGAGCAUGAAGGGAUCAAUCUUCUUGAAACUGAUUUCAGCGGCGAUGGCGCGACGGCGGAGCUAGUGCAGCCCGGGCCCAGGCACCAGAAGGGACUUCCCCAGGAUGGUCCUCCAAGAGAAGAUGCUUCUGAAGGUCGGCUGCAUCUUACCACACAUCCUGAUGUUGACUCCAUUCAUCGGGAUCAAAGUGUCCACCAAUAGGAGCAGCCGAUUUCCUCCUGCAGCCAAGAGAGGAUGUCAGACCAGGUGGGGAAGAAUCACAAGAAGCGGAACUUAACAGAGCCUGGAAGGCAGUGCCUCCUUUCCACUCUCCUCUGAUUAGAUGCCAUGUUACCUUACCCUAAACACAGUAUUUUUUUUUUAACUUUUUCUUAGUAAACUAAUAAAGGCAAUCAUGACAACCGACAUUCCAGACUGCCCCGGGUACUCCCCCGGGGACACCCGGGCAGCGGAAGUCAGUGCGCACGCCAGCGGUACGCGCCCAGCAACUCUGUUCUAAGUCGCUAUUUGUCAAGAGUAGAAAGACAGGUGGAUUUGUGGGGUUUUGUUUGUUUGGGGGGUACUAAAACAGUAUUAUCUUUUGAAAGUUGUAGGGACAUGAGUAUAUAAAUGUUAACCAACCAAGAUGGCUAGAAUUGUGCCUUUCUGAGUUUCUGGAACUUGACGUCCUCGGUGAAAUUUCAGUCCAUUUUCCACGGCCUGCGAAGUGUGGUUUUGAUUCAUUUUUAACCACUGGAAUUUUUCAAGGCCCUCGUUUUUAGCUCAGUGAUUUUGCACUUUGAGAUCGGAAUGCCAUGUCUAUUUGGUUAGUCUCAUUUUUUUUCCAGACUUGUCAGUCUCACUGCUUGCUCUCAGUGUGACAAAGGAAAAUGGACCCCCAAGGGUGACACACAGUAUGGAUCACAUAUUGUUCAACACACGCUUUUGCCAGAAAAUAAUGCAUGUGUUUUACCUCGACUUGCUAAAACUGAUUAGCAGAAUGGCAUGGCUAAGGAUGUUGGCAGUAAAAAUAAAUAAACAAAACAAAGAUUGCCUGCUUACUCUGUGCCUGGCCUCAAAGUGUUCAUCAUAUGCUUAAAAUUGCUAAAUUUUUAUUAUUCUCUUAACAGCAUAAAAGGACUGAAGACUGUUUUUUUCAUCUUUGUUUUGUUUUCUUGACUUGGCUAAUAAGCUUAAGUGUUAAGAAAAUAUAUCUAGUUAUGAAUUUAUAUAAGGAAUUCUUUUCAGUAAAACAAACUCAUGAAUGUUUCAUAAUUUAAAUGCACCGUAUGUGUUGUGUGAUUAUUUUUAAGGCCUUCACCAGGUUCUGAUUUUUUAAAGGCAUACUUCAAAACUGCUUUUGAAAUUCUGUGUUCUUGAAAAUAUUCUUGUCAUGUAUUAGAUGUUUAAAUACCAGCAAAAGGAUUAUUACCUCAUUGAAAGUUACCAGUAUCCUAGCCAACUUCCCAAGGUUUUUUUUUUAGCUUAACAGUAAUUUUUGUUUUAUUUUUAGAUAAUUCAAAUGCAUAGGUAAAUUAUGUUUCCUUUACGUGUUUAAGGUGAGCUCUUUUAAAGAAAAUUUAAUAUGUUAUAGUUGAAUCUUUUGAUAACUUUAAGUCUUUAUCAUAGACUCUGUACAUAUGUUAAAAUUAACUAGCUCUUUAUCAGAUGUGUGUGUCACCGGCUGAAUGACAGAUGAAACAUAUUUAUGGUCAUGAAUGAUGUGCUUUGUAAAAAGGUUUCAAGUUAUUAGGAAGCAUACUGUGUUUUUUAAUCUUGUGUAAUAUUCUGUGAUACUUUUAUAGAACAAUUCUGGCUUCAGGAAAGCCUAGAAGCACUAUUUCUUGAAAUAAAAGGUGUUUAAACUU
Molecule: messenger RNA, 5281 nt
Organism: Balaenoptera musculus (blue whale)
Lineage: Eukaryota; Metazoa; Chordata; Mammalia; Artiodactyla; Balaenopteridae
Gene: SULF1
Product: sulfatase 1
Exons: 22
Coding region: 510-3635 (1041 amino acids)
Cellular component (GO): plasma membrane; cell surface; endoplasmic reticulum
Molecular function (GO): glycosaminoglycan binding; N-acetylglucosamine-6-sulfatase activity; calcium ion binding
Source: RefSeq, a predicted model, not a curated record